Messenger RNA from Lycium barbarum (goji berry), 1062 nucleotides. RefSeq lists its product as uncharacterized. Bases 1 to 1062 code for a protein of 353 amino acids. The record is from RefSeq and is a predicted model, not a curated record. Lineage: Eukaryota; Viridiplantae; Streptophyta; Magnoliopsida; Solanales; Solanaceae. Gene Ontology annotation, molecular function: catalytic activity. The transcript has 2 exons.
AUGAAUAAAGAGAAUAUAGUAGUUAUCGCUAUCAUAGAACUUAGAGUAGCUCAACAACAUGCUUCUAAAAUCAGGAAGAAGGUGGAGUUUACUGCGGUGUAUGGGCUGCAUACCAUAGCAGCUAGGAAACCUUUAUGGCAAACUCUAGUGACUAUGGAAGCAACUAUAGUCAACCCAUGGCUCAUCAUGGGUGACUUUAAUGCAGUCCUUAAUGAAGAAGAUAGGAUAGGGGGAAGUCAAGUACAGGAUGCCGAGACUCAAGAUUUUGCUAACAUGAUAGAUAAUACAGGGCUAACUAUGAUGAAGGCCACUGGCAGAUUCUAUACUUGGACAAAUUCCCAUGUACACAGCAGGAUCGACAGGGCACUAGUCAACUCAGCGUGGAUGAACAGGUGGCCGCAGGUAGAGGUGGAGGUGAAGGACCCCCAGUUCUCAGAUCAUGCUCUUCUAUGUGUCAAAAUAGGCACCAGCCCGCAAAGAGGAGCUAAGCCUUUCAGAUUCUUAAACCAUUUGUGCAAGCAUAAAGAUUUUCUAAGGAUUGUCCGGGAGAGCUGGGAGAAACCAGUCUAUGGUAAGGGUAUGGUAGAGGUAUGGAACAAAUUGAAGAACAUGAAGGAGGCAAUGAAACACCUGAAUACUGCGGAAUUCUCAAGGGUUGAAAAUAGGAUUCAGGAGACUAGACAGCAACUACAGGUUCUCCAAGAAAAGCUCAAGCUGAUACUCCAUGACCCCGUACUGUUUGAACAAGAAAGAGUACUAAAACAUGAGCUGGAGAAAUGGGUACUGGUUGAGGAAAGCAUACUCAAGCAGAAGUCAAGAGUACAGUGGCUGCAAUUAGGAGACACCAAUUCCGCAUAUUUUCAUGCUAGCAUAAAAAGUAGACUAGCCCAGAACCAUAUAAAUAUAUUAGUGACCACCAAUGGAGAGGUAUUAACUAAAGAAAAAGAGAUAGAGGAGGAUGCAGUAAGCUUCUACAAAGGGCUACUGGGGACCUGUGCUGCACAAUUACCUGCCAUUGAUCCACGGGUAAUGAACUCUGGGAAAAUAUUACAUCGAGAUUAG